Messenger RNA from Eucalyptus grandis, 1123 nucleotides. RefSeq names its product alpha carbonic anhydrase 4. Lineage: Eukaryota; Viridiplantae; Streptophyta; Magnoliopsida; Myrtales; Myrtaceae. The transcript has 7 exons. Gene Ontology annotation, molecular function: zinc ion binding; carbonate dehydratase activity. The record is from RefSeq and is a predicted model, not a curated record. The coding region runs from base 74 to 907 and encodes 277 amino acids.
CCCUCUCAGACUCUCUUUGAUCUCCGUGCAUUUAUUUCGGGUGUGAUAGGAGCAAAGCAUAAAGAACAGGAAAAUGGGCAUCCUCUCAAUCCGCAGUAGCUUCUGCUUCUUCGCUCUGGUUUUUGUUGCUCACGGUCUUCUGCUCACUCUCUCGACUGCUUCUGAAUCUGAAGUUGGUGAUGAGACUCCAUUCACUUAUAUUGAAGGAACUGGAAAAGGACCGAAAGAAUGGGGCCAGAUUGACCCGCAUUGGCGAGCAUGUAGCACUGGGAAAUUGCAGUCUCCGAUCGAUCUGCUCGAUGAGAGAGUGCAAGUCUUUCCGAAUUUGGGGAAGUUGAAAAGAGACUAUAAACCAGCUCCUGCCAUUGUGAGGAACAGGGGACAUGAUAUCACAGUAAUGUGGAAAGGAUAUGCAGGGCAGAUCAACAUAAAUGGGACUUACUACAAACUUCUACAGUGUCAUUGGCAUUCCCCCUCCGAGCACACGUUUAAUGGAUCAAAAUAUGACUUGGAGCUUCACGUGGUCCAUUUAAGCUCUCACGGAGAAAUAGCCGUGAUCGGGAUUGUCUACAAGUAUGGCCGACCCGACCCUUUCCUCACAAAGCUACUCGAACACAUAAAAGUAGUCAGGAAGGAAGACAGAGACUUGGGGGUCAUAAAUCCAGGGAUCAUCAAAUUCGGCAGCAGGAAAUACUUCAGAUACAUUGGUUCUCUCACGGUCCCUCCAUGCACCGAGGGUGUCGUGUGGACAAUAAUCAGGAAGGUGAGGACAGUCUCGAGGGAGCAAGUAGAAGCACUGAGAGAAGCUGUUCAUGAUGGAUAUGAAGCCAAUGCAAGGCCGACUCAGCGAUUAGAUAGAAGAGCGGUCUGGCUAUACACCCCAAGAGACAAUGGAGGUGCUGCUUAGGUCAAUGCCAGAAUUUGACCAAACAAAGCAUUUUCUCAGCUUCAAGACUGUCUUUUAUUACCUUACUACUUGAAUCAUUUGCGAUUCAAACAUACCGUUUCAUUUUGAUAAGUCGACAUAGAGACCAGGUGGGGAUGAAAACCACAAGGUGUGCUGUCAGUGUAAUAACCAAGUCAAAGUUCAAAUGGUCAAAGAGACAAUAAAUAAUAAAUAAAA